GAGACACCAGAAGCAGCGCUACGUCCAGCUAACCGCAGACACAUCUGGUACGACAAUGGCUCCCCCGACUCUUUAUAACAACCCUUUGAGUCCUCCAUGUCGUCUUGUACGUUUGGUGGCUGGUAUCAUCGGAGUUGACCUGAAAAUAGUGAAUGGUACUGACAUGAAGUCGCCUGAAAUGUUGAAGAAAGUUCCUCAGCACACUGUUCCCGCAUUGGAAGACAAUGGCCUGUAUCUUGCUGAAAGCCGUGCCAUUGCCAUGUACCUCAUCUCAAAGUACGCGAAGGAUGACUCUCUCUACCCGAAGGAUGUAAGCAAACGUGUCCUCGUCGACCAGAGGCUAUUUUUUGAUCAAGAUUUGUACAACAGAAUUUUGAGUGUUUUCCUGCCAAAAUUUUUUGGCAAACCGAUGGAUCCCAGCAGCGUCGAUAAAGUGAACGACGGUCUGGAGACUUUGAACCGAAUGCUGGAUGGCAAACAGUGGCUGGCCGGAGACAAGAUCACACUUGCUGAUUACGCUGUCGCUAAUUCUCUGUCAGCGUUGGAGUUUGCUCCAGAAAGUGGAAUUGACCCUACGAAGCAGCCUAACAUCAAGCAGUGGCUUCCACGUGUUGAAAGUUCCCAUCCAAAAUACGGAGAAAGCCUCAAAGAAUUCCGUGAGGGCUUGAAGAAAAUGGCGCAGAAGUAAAAGCACAUACUAUUUACUGGUUUUGUAUUUAUGUAAUAAAAUGUUAACAGUCAUCUAGUCAAAUAAAGUUUAUUAACAA
Molecule: messenger RNA, 767 nt
Organism: Schistocerca piceifrons (Central American locust)
Lineage: Eukaryota; Metazoa; Arthropoda; Insecta; Orthoptera; Acrididae
Product: glutathione S-transferase 1-like
Exons: 6
Coding region: 56-688 (210 amino acids)
Biological process (GO): glutathione metabolic process
Molecular function (GO): glutathione transferase activity
Source: RefSeq, a predicted model, not a curated record